GUAAAUAAGGGGUGAAUGAGGGCUGUGUAUGAGGCGCGCGGUGGCAGCGUUGUCAUGGCCGGAGCCUGACGUGAGCUCCGCUGUUGUUGAGUCUCCACCAUGGCCGCCGCCGCUAUGAACGACCCCAGGAUAUUCUUUAAACAGGCCACCACUGCUCAAUUUGAAUACGUGUACAAUUUAUACGAGGAGGCGGUGAAACUGAAGGCGGAGCAGAAGAACAAGAAGCCCGAGGAGUUCCUGAAGCUAGACAUAUGGUAUCAAAAAGAGUUGCCGGUUAAGAUAAAAUCCAGAGGGAAAGAUGCACACCUCACCCAUGAAGAACUCUGCCUAUGUAUGAAAUGGAAACUCUCGCGUGGAAAGUUUUCACCCAGACUAAAAGACUUGAUCCAGAUGAACACUCCGCGCCUCUGUAUGACAGAAACUAAAAAAGCUUUCCGUGCUUUGAUGAAGAAGGAAGAUUUGCCAUCUGCCAUACAAGCCUUGUGUAACUUAAAAGGUGUUGGUCCUGCAAUGGCCUCAACAAUCUUGACGGCGGGCUGCCCAGAGUUGUGUGCCUUCAUGGCCGACGAGUGUCUCUUGGCCAUCCCAGAAAUUGAAGGCAUCGAUUAUACCACGAAAGAACUUCUAAAUUUUGUGGAACAACUUAAGGCAGCAGCUAAUAGGUUAAAUAAAGAAGGGAGUUCAACUAUGUGGAACCCCCACAAGGUUGAGAUGGCACUCUGGGCAUACUUCGUUUUGGCAGACUUGAAGAAGGAUCUCCUUGGAGACAUGCCUGGUAACUCCGCUACCACUACAUCCUCGUCCACACAGCAACCAACGGAGAAUGGAGAUUCUCAGACGGAGUCUUCUCAAAAAGCAAAAAAUGGUGGUCCAAUGCCAGAAGAGAGCAAUGACUCGAUGGACUCUGCUUUUGCCAACAAGGAAAAUUUCACGGCAAAUACCAAUGGCACCUCUGACGCAGAGAAUAGCAGAGCCUCGGUCAUCUUAAACUGUGAGGACACAAAUGAUUCAAUGGCUGUGUCUGAAGCUCCAAGUGAGGCCUUAUCUGAGGCCCCAAGUGAGCCAGCAUCAGAGGCUCCCAGUGAAUCCAUUAGUGAAUCAGAUACUCAAGAUGUGCCCAGCCAGAUAUCCAGGGCUGCUUCUGCCAGCUCAGUCUCCGUCAACCCUCCAGACAACACUGACGAACCGGCACUGAAGAAAAUGAAGGUGGACGAAUAGUAUGUGGAGUGAGGUGGCUUGCAUACUGUACUACCACCUAUGUGUUGAGUGAGGUGGCUUGUGUACUAUUAUUACCACCUGAAUGUGGAGUGUGGUGGCCUGCAUAUUGUACUGCCACCUGUAUGCGAGUGCGGUGGUUUAUGCACUACAGCCACCUCUGUCUGAUCCCACUCUACCCUCUGCCCUCUUCUUUGCUACCCUUAACAGGCCUGGCAGCAUCACAUGGUGUAUGGGCUUGUGGGGGGGAUGUAACACUGUUGUGACAAAGAACCUGCCUCACCAGCAGUAUCGCACUACCCCACACAUCCGAUCCCCCCAUCCUUGUGCACUCUUGUGUAACAUACAUUCCAAGAGGCUUUUUAUCAUGGAGAGAUGAUCAAUAUUUUGUACACAAACUUUCCAGUUUGCAGCUCAAGUUAGCCAUGGCAAUGGAGUGUGGCCAGUUCAGUGAAUUCUAGAUGAGAUCUGUAGUUCAAAAUGCAGAAUAUGAUUGCCUCUAUGGGCAUGGAAUAACUGUCUUUACACAACUAGAAAAUCAUAAGCAUUGGGUUAAGACUACCAUUUUCUCUGCUCAGAAGAGUACCUUCCCCACUGGUGGGUUUGGCACGCAGAUUGGGGUACUUGUAGUUUUCAUUUGUCAUUUGCAUGGAGGACUGCCAUUCUUCAAACUAAACACGUAUGAACUGCCCAUCUGAUCCUGAAUCAUUUGUUGAGCCCAUCCACAGCUGUCACUGUGCCUUGGGCAGGGCCUGCACUACCUCAUUGCUUGCCUUGCCAGGGCUCUGUGACUUUUGAGUGUUUUUAUUUAACUUUUUGCAUAGAGUUUUUAUAUAUAUACAGUAUAUAUAUAUAUGUGUGUGUGUCUAUAUAUAUAUAUAUAUAUAUAUAUAUAUAUAUAUAUAAGUAUUUUAGCCAGUUUUACCAUUUUAAGGAGUUUGUGCAAGGUUGGUUGGAUUUUGAAUGGUGCGAUGUGCGCUGUGAUCUCCCUUCUAUCAAAGUACCAUCACAAUCCUCAGUCCACUGCCAUUGUUGAGAGUUAGUAACACCAUCUAUCACUUCCUCAUUCACCAGUAUUGGUCCUUACUUUCCAUAAGGGUUGAUAAUUGGUGUCUGCCAUGGUGUCAUCCCUAAAGUAAUUGAGUGGCGUAAGUGACAACAGUGUUACAUGUGCAUGUCCAAGACCCCGCCUCCCUUCACCAGGGCGUGGCCUGUGUUAGCUCAGCGUACUGAUAUUCCACCCCACUAUUGGAAACUGUUGCUCCCUAGAAAUGGCAAAACGUUGUAAUCUGAAUAUUGGAUUGUUGAAGUAGUGGUAAAGAAAAAUAGUAUGUAUUUCACCAUGCAAGUGUUAUUUUUUUUUUAUUUGAAAGUGCUUCUUAAAAUAAAACUGGUUGCACAAAUUUGAAAAACUCAAAAUACAGGAGUGUGAGACUUCAUGUGUUCAUUUCCUGCUAACCGUUUACUAAUAUAGAAAUGUUACUCAUUGGUAAAUUGUACCAAUGUGCAAAAUUGAUAAUGAUGCAGGUUGUGGACAACAUGUUGGCACUGCAAGACGGGCGAUGAGCAGCAGUGAGUGCUGCUGUCAAAUUCGUGCCGUUAUUGUCGGUGAACCAAGAGCUGGGCACAAGCACGUUUAACUGUCGGAAUAUAUUUGUUAAAGCAAAAUUAUACCAUGCUAAGAGGAUCAGAAUAUUAUUGCACAGCACUUAUUAAAAGUCCAUGGAUGGGUGUUGUGAUUCACUACAGCAACAAAACAAAUUUGGGGACUUAUCGCCAUUGCCUCGGUAGCCGAGGAUUAUCUCGGUAUUUAUUUUCAUUCUUGUCACACAAUUCUCUAGCAGUUAAUCAAUAGGAAUUUUUGAGAAAGAGCAUGCACAAAAGUGAAGGGUGGAACUGUGCAUGUUCCCAUACAAAACACACCAUGCUUUACACCUGACCCAUGAGAAGUACAUAGUACCCCUGCAUGUUACACCAUAUUCUACAUUCAUAGUCCAGACUUACAAAAUGAGUAAUCUCUCAAUUACAUCAUACAUUUUGUUGCACAUACAUGCAUGUGCACAUGCACACGAUGUGAACACUCAUUCACUCGCUCACCCCCUCCUGCCUUCUGUGGCUUUGUGUAUUCAGGCUGCCUCUUCAACACAUCUUUAUCUAUUUAUACAUGUUUGUAUUUAUUUUCAGUAAUUUUUCUUAGUUUUAUUAUAAUGUGAAAUUAGAAAUUUCACACAGCUUAUUCAUAAAAUAAAGGCCUUAGUAUUGACAUGCAGUGGAUGUCUUGUGGCUUGCAUGUCAGCACUGAGCACCGUUAAGAGACUUUGGGCGGGUCUUAGUCUAUCCCAAAGGAGGAAGGAUGUGUCCUCUUGGCCAAGGGUGCACUUUGCUGGUGGGGGUAGGUAGAAGAAUUUAAUUUUUCGUACCCAAGAGGCUCCUGCACUGUAAAGUUUUAUCAACAUGACCUGGACAGUGGUUCUUCUUGGAUUGCAAAAAUGUUUUGCGUUCUGUCAAACACUAAUAUUUUGGCAGGAGAUCACCAAUUUUUCUUAAGAGCAGGACUAGCUGUGCAUCACCUUCAUCUUUUUCUCUCUUGUCACCAUGACCUUCCUCGGUAAAUUGCCACGGAUAUGCCAGGGGAGUUGCCUCUGCUUCACUUCCAGACUUGGGCACCCAACCUUUAGGGUUAUUCUGGAAAGCCGUUUUUAGAUACUUCGUAAGCUGGGUGCCAUCAGCAGCAGGCUGUCUGUCAACGUAUUUCAGAGGAAUUCGGCUGGUAUUAUGCUUGAAUCUUGUACAUUAAUAUUUUUAAAACUGUAUUACUGUAGAUGCCUGCGGUUGCUGGUGGCUGCAGUUUUUAGUUGGUAUUUCUCAAAAGUUUGAGCAUAUAGUGGUUGUCAGCAAUUUAUUGGUUGUAGUAUGUUGGUAUAGCUGUUGAACCUUUGGCAUGGCUGCUCAUAGAUAUUACUUAAUACUUCAUAUUCUCAAGUCAGGUGUAGGAAUAUUGUGUUGGUGGGUAUGAAAUUGUGGGGAGAGGGGAGGGAGGGGCUGGGGAACUCCUGGCUUCCGUGACCCUUCUUCCCAGCAAUAUCCUGCCUUGUAUAGUCUCAUGAAAAAUGCUUAUUUUUCUAUAUAAAAACCUGAAAUCAAGUAUGGCAAUGAGUGCUUCGUCACAGCAACACAACACGAGCUGUUUCCUUAACAUACACACACACACACACCUUUCUUUUCCCCCUUAAUCCUUCCCAGCCUACUCCUGUCACUCACCCGGGGAAAUCAUUGACUGUUGUGGGUCCGGAGAUCAUCAUCAUCAUCAUCAUUAUCAUCAUCAUUGGCGUCAUCAUUUUAGGUAGUUGUAGGUGUCAUUAUUAUUUAAUCAGUAGACUUGCACACAAAUACCUGAACUCUGGACCAGGGGGAUGUCCGGAUGUGCCGCCCCAGGUCUCGUUUCAACCAAUUAUUACUGAACAAUGAAAAGUUAUUAUUAAUGAAUAAUGAAAAACUGGAGUGAAUACUACCACAGAUAUGGCCUUACACAACAGGAAGAUUUGGUGUUUUAGUAUAUUCUAUUUCAGUUUUAAUGUGAUAGAAUUAGUUCAAAUAAAGGAUUCACACCAGGACACCCCUUCUUUUAAUAUCCAUCUUUCUAUCGGUCAACUGAGUGCUUUUCUCUUGCUUGAUGCGAGCUAACGGGCUUCAAAUUUGGUGCUUGGACAUUGCAUAAUGUUAAUGAGAUGGGAGGUUGUCACACUAAAAAAAAUUGUAUGUGGAAUUCCUUUGCACUUGCCAUACAGCUUCAAUGCUCACAAUAUGGAAAUACAAUCAGUUAAGUUAGCUGUGGUAUAUUUAAUGCUGGGUGGCUAAUGUAAAUGGCUUCAUAUACUUGUUGCUACACAGUGAACAUUCAUCCAUGGAUAUUAUUAGUGCUUUCUUUUAAGAAAAUUGUCCAAGUUAAAAUGGUACUUAGUCUCAUAUGCAAGUGAAGAACUUUACAUAAACUUUGCAUAUCACAUUUACCAACUUGUGAACUAGAUCAUAUUAGUUUACUGAUCAAUGAGGAACAUUUGAAAGUUUAUACACAUCAAUAUUGCAUCAGGGGGUGGUGGUAUAUGUUUGUAUGGGUUAUAUAAUACAACUUGUUGGAUUGGUGACCAAUCUGGAUAAAUCAUCCUUUAAAGUGAGGAUGUAUGAGCAGCUUAUGCAGAGGUUCUGUGUACAAUAUCAAUUGUAUGCAAGAGUUAUUCAGUGAUGGUGAAUGUUCAGUAUGCACAUGUCAACAUUUUGUGAGGGCAUUGUAGUAAAAAUGCAGUAUGUUGGGUCCAGCAGUAGUGUAAAUCAUUCGGUGUGCAGUUAGUAUGUUAACCAAGCAGGGGUAAACUGUCUUUUCAAGAGAUCUCACCCUGGCAGUUUAGCAUUAAGAAAAAUGCAGUAGAUUGCUGUGAUCAAGAUAACUGUGGGAGAUGCCAGGACAACUACCAAUAUGUACAAAAGUGUCCAAGGGAUGUAGGAUGCAUGGAGAAUAAAUCUUCACAAUAUAUCUUGAUAGGAGUGAGAGAUGAAUGUGCACAAUGAAGUGUGGGUGGGGGAGUAGGUGUGGAAGUUUGCAUGAGGAAGACUUGAUAAUAGUCUACUGGUGUAUCAAGGUGGUGGGUAUAUAAUCUAGGAUUUAACAUUUUCCUCAGGGUAUGUGUAGUCCCUUCACAGUAUUGCCAAUAUUUUUCUACCCAGGAAAAUACUUCACAAAAAUCUAAAAGUCCUUUUAUUUUUUUUUCUGGUUAACAAAAUGUAAAACCUCAGCAUUAUACAUAGUAAUAUAUUUUGUUUAAAAGUUACGUGACUAGUAAAGCUGACUGAUCUCUCGUGGACAAUGUGUACGGCUUAAUUACCAAAGAAUGUGGACAGUGACGUGAUGCUCUUGUUGGUGUCAAGUGGAUACAGACUCUUAGUUAAAACUGUCGGGAUGCAAGGGGUGGCUCCUUUGGUACCAAAAGUUCUUGUGGGGUAUCUCCCUCAUGCUCAUUAUAGUGACAUAGAUCUGCCCGUUGAAAAAUUAUCAAGAAUUUUUCCACAAUUUUGCAGUUGUAAAAGUACUGUAUGUCAUUCUGGAAGUAAAACUUUGUUUCAGUAUAAAACUUAAAAAAAAAAAAAAAAAAUUAUAAGAGGCAUAAUGAGCAAUCCUUUACAUCUCAACAAUGAAACUGCCACAAAUUUUGAUAAAAUCAUUGAUUAAAUUUGAUAAAGAAAACAUGGUUUCCAAAGUCAACGAUUGAUACCUUGAAAGUUAAUAAAGUACAGUAUCGUACAUUUUCAUUUAAUUGUUUCAAUACACAAAGAAAUCACAUUAACGUGAUGUAUCGAUGGGAAAAUCGGUAGGAGGCUUCGAGGUACUCCCAAUGAAGGUGUACCCAGCACACAGGCUCCAAUCCUCCUCACAGCUCCUACCCCUUUUCUCGGUUGUUUCAAUAUUACUAGAGGUCUGUAUUUCACUUGUUCACUGACAGCCAUAAAGGUUUGAUUUUCUGACAACUGUUGUCAGAAUGUGUAUAUAAGCUCUUGUGUCAAGUUGGUGUCAAAUGAAAAUCCAGCAGUUAUGUCGACCAUGUAUGUAAUACAUCGGCUGCAGCAGCAGUAUGUGCCCUGAUGGAUGAUACAUCAGCAACAGUAUGUGCUCUGAUGGAUGAUACAGCAGCAGUAUGUGCCCUGAUGUAUGAUACAUCAGCAGCAAAUGUGCUCUGAUGGAUGAUACAUCAACAACAAUAUAUGCUCUGAUGGAUGUUACAUCAGCAACAGUAUGUGCUCUGAUGGAUGAUACAGCAGCAGUAUGUGCCCUGAUGGAUGAUACAUCAGCAGCAAAUGUGCUCUGAUGGAUGAUACAGCAGCAGUAUGUACUCUGUUGAAUGAUACAUCAGCAGCAGUAUGUGCUCUGAUGGAUGAUACAUCAGCAGCAGUAUGUGCUCUGAUGGGUGAUACAUCAGCAACACUAUGUUCUACAACACAUAAUGGUUGAUUACUUGCUUUCAUUUUCAUUACAAUUUCUUUGGGAUCUCUUCACAUAUAUAGUUACAUGGACAAUACAUUUGGAAGUUUUCAAGUAUAUUAAUUAAAAAAAAAAUUAAUGCUAAAACUUGCAAGCAUAUCUUCAGAUGACCUCAAAGUUGCUUUCUUAAAUCCAGUUAGAGUUGAAUAAUUGACAAUUUAAAAUAUGCAGGUAAAAAUGUCAAAAAAGUACUGUAAAUUAGCUUUUAAAGAGUAUUGGUCACAUCCUUGCAUUUGUUGAAUUUUACCUUCCAUUGCAGAGAUUCCUCCAUGGGGUAUUUAUUAGUGAUAUGUAUAUGAAACCUGCAAAUUGAUCAAAUAUACAUUAAUUGGUGCCACAAAAGUAAUUGCUUAACUUUGUAAGUUUUGUUCAUACAGUACCGUGUUAAUGGAAUUGUUGUUGUGUCGAAAUUACUUGACAUUUACCUUCUAGGGUAUUUAGAGCUGUCACAAAUUUAAACAAAAGUAAAAUUGUAAGUUUUGAGCACUAAAGAUAUCCAUCAAGUUUUAGCAGAUGACUGAUUUUUAAGAGAUGCUAUGUAUUUAAACAUCCUGAUAAUUCCUGCUGCUACUUUUACUUAAGAGCAGAAGAGGUUGUCACAGCAAAGCCACACCAAAGGUCACUGCAUCUCAAAAGAUUCCAGAUAAAAGAGCAUACCAAACCAGUGCAUGGUAUAGUGGAGGUCAAGAGUCACACUAUUUUGGAAUGGGCAGAAAUUUUGUCCAUUUUUUAUAGGUUUUAAUCAUUUGUUGUGACUCCUGCAUUUUAGGACAUUACAUAAAAAGUGGCAUGUAGAAAGCUUAAAUAAAGUCUUUAAAAAUUUG
Molecule: messenger RNA, 8070 nt
Organism: Procambarus clarkii (red swamp crayfish)
Lineage: Eukaryota; Metazoa; Arthropoda; Malacostraca; Decapoda; Cambaridae
Product: streptococcal hemagglutinin
Source: RefSeq, a predicted model, not a curated record